AUGCUCACCACGGCCCCUCACCUGCGCAUUCGCCGCCCCUCUCCCACGACGGCAGAAUUCACCGUCACGACGCUGCCGCCGCAGACGCUACCCCUACGCCUCCUCUGGCUCCUCCUCCUCUUCCUGCGCAUCUCACUGUCCAUCACAAUGUUGCUCAUCCUCUACGCGCGCUGGGUCCAAGAGCGCAGCCGCAGCUGCUUCGGCGCGCAAGCUGCACCGCCAACAACCUCGCCCUCACCACCGCCGCUGCUCUCGCUGGACCGCAUAGUCUUUGCCCUCGAUGCCUUUCAAGGAACACCUGCCGGUGCGAUACUGGCUAAGAUCGCGGCGACGGUGUCUCUACCGGUGCUGCUGCCUGUUGCUGUGGCAGUCUUUUACGCGCUGAGUUUGAGGGUGCAUAAGCAGGAGAGCUUGUUGGUUUUGAGGGGGUUGGGCGUACAGACUUGUGAGAGCCCGGCGACGUACUUGGCGGGGGCGGCGACGCGAUUCAUUCCGACGGAGAAGAUUCAGGAUAUUCUGGUGAAUGAGGCGUUUCGCGGGUUUGAGGUUAGGUAUUAUCUUGUGGUGGUGGUGGAGGGGGAGGAGGAUGUCGUGGUUGUGUUUCCGGGGUUGUUGCCCAAGAGGAAGAUUGUCGAGACGGUAUGGAGGGGGGUGAGGGAGUGUUUGUAUGAGGGGAGAGGAGAGGAUAGGGGGUUGGCGAGCGACAAGUGA
Molecule: messenger RNA, 711 nt
Organism: Trichoderma breve
Lineage: Eukaryota; Fungi; Ascomycota; Sordariomycetes; Hypocreales; Hypocreaceae
Product: GPI-GlcNAc transferase complex, PIG-H component domain-containing protein
Exons: 1
Coding region: 1-711 (236 amino acids)
Biological process (GO): GPI anchor biosynthetic process
Cellular component (GO): glycosylphosphatidylinositol-N-acetylglucosaminyltransferase (GPI-GnT) complex
Source: RefSeq, a predicted model, not a curated record